Papaver somniferum (opium poppy) is the source of this 1461-nucleotide messenger RNA. Its product is annotated as putative F-box/LRR-repeat protein 23. Gene Ontology annotation, molecular function: protein binding. The transcript is spliced from 2 exons. Lineage: Eukaryota; Viridiplantae; Streptophyta; Magnoliopsida; Ranunculales; Papaveraceae. Bases 176 to 1153 code for a protein of 325 amino acids. The record is from RefSeq and is a predicted model, not a curated record.
CUUUUAUAAAACGGUACCAACAGCGCCACCAGCACCAUUUCUCUGAAUCUCCAUUUCUUAAAAAGGGUUCAAGUUAUUAGAAAUCCCAAAUUAAAACCUCAGAGAUUCAGAUAAUCAUUUCUUGAUGUAUUCUCUUUUGUGAUUUCUUCUAGCUAGGGUCUAAAAUUUUGAAGGGAUGGAGUGUAUUAUGGAGAAUCAAACUCCGAUUUCAACGGAAGAAUCAAGUUUAUCAGAAGAAUUUAGAAAUUGGGCUGAAUUACCUCAUGAUGUUCUUGCUCAUAUAUUUCUUAAAUUGGGGGGAGUUGAUAUCUUGUUUAGGGCACAAUCUGUAUGUUCUGUGUGGCGAAAAGUUUCCAAAGAACCUCUACUGUUUCGUUCCGUAGAUAUGAGGAAUAGGUGGGAUUUGUUCGAUGAUGAAUUCUAUGAUAUGGAAAAGAUGGCAAGAGAAGCUGUGGAUAGGAGUUGUGGACAGUUGGUUGAAUUCUCUAUGGAACAUUUUGGUACCGAUGAGCUUUUAGAGUAUAUUGCUGAUAAGUCUGGUUCCUUGAGAUGUCUCCGGCUUGUAUCUUGUUAUCGAAUUAGCGACGAUGCACUGAUAGACAUGGCCAAGAAAGCUGUCAUGCUGGAGGAACUUGAAAUCUGCCUCUGUUCUUUCUCAGCGGAUGUGCUUAAAACUGUUGGGAAAGUCUGCCCUCAGCUAAAAUCGUUCCGACUCAAUUGUCGAGGCUACAGGCGGCCACACAUAGAAUCUGAUGAGGAGGCACUAGCCAUUGCAGAGAACAUGCCUCAGCUGCGUCAUCUUCAUCUGUUUGGGAAUAAAUUGACUAAUGCAGGCUUGAGGGGAAUUCUUGAUGGCUGCCCGCACCUUGAAUCGCUCGAUCUCCGUCAAUGCUUCAACCUUAAUCUUGAAGGGGAUCUACUGAAGAGCUGCAGAGAGAGACUUAUAAAACUAAGGCUGCCAAAUGACUCCACUGAUGACUAUGAGUUUGAUGCUUCAAUCGAUGGUGGAUCAUAUGAUGAAGAUUACCCCUCUGGAUUUUCUGACAUUGACUUCUUAUCUGACGAUGGACUUUAUGAAUUUUCUGGAGGCAGCUAUAUCUCCGAAUUCGAAUGUGAUGAUGAUGAUGCAUUCGCCUACUAUGACUUCUGGUGAAUACUACUGCCACUGUGACGACUUUUGAUUUGUCCAAAGAUUAUCACACCAAGUUUUGAUGAAUGACUGAGUAAUUUGGUGUACUCUGAUGUGUCUUUCUCAUCUCUUAGGUAGACUUUUCUUUUUUCUUGAUCUAUCAAAUAGUGUUUUCAGUUUUAAAGUACUAUUUGAUAGAUCUUGCUUCUUCUUCCAGUAUUGUAUUUCUAAAUAUGGAUUCUGUUCGAAUAUCUAGAACCUGGAACUCCCUUGCAGUACUCUUCUUAUAAUUCUAUCAUUGUCUGUUGUCUGUUUAAAUCAAUUAAAAACGU